AUGGAAGAAGAGGCUAACACAUCAAUCAUCCUAGGAUGGCCGUUCCUAGCUACUGCUGGAGCCAUCAUGGAUGUGCCAAAAGGGGAAUUAGUCUUGAGGUUACAUGAAGAGAAGAUGGUCUUCAAUGUCUUUAAGGAAAUGAGUUAUCCCAAGGAAUCCAUAGGAGAAUGCAUGAUGGCAGACACCAUAGAACAGAUAGUUCAAGGGGUUUUGGAAGAAGAACAAUGUGAAGGAACUAUGGAAUUAGAACAACAAGCAUCAAGUGGAGAACUACCACCAGGAACCAUGGAGAAUUCAAUCAUGUUAAACCCUAAGGACAACAAGGAAAUGGAGGCACCAAAACUAGAGCUGAAGACCUUACCACCAAGCUUGAAAUAUGCAUAUUUGGGUGAUAACAACACUUACCCAUGUGCUGAUGGAAUCUUGAGAAGGUGUAUUUCCCAUGAGGAAGGACAUGAAGUGCUUUGGCAAUGUCAUGGAUCUGCAUAUAGAGGCCAUUAUAGUGGGGAAAGAACUGUAGCUAAGGUGCUGCAAUGUGGGUUCUACUGGCCAACCAUUUUCAAAGAUGCAAAGGAUUUGGUGUCAAGAUGUGAUGAAUGCCAAAGUGCUGGCAAUCUACCCAAGAGAAAUGAGAUGUCACAGAGGUUCAUAAUGGAGUUAGAAUUAUUUGACGUGUGGGGAAUUAAUUUUAUGGGACCAUCCCAUCCUCCUACUCAAACAAUUAUAUAUUGGUGGCUGUAG
This is a messenger RNA of Arachis ipaensis, 741 nucleotides long. Lineage: Eukaryota; Viridiplantae; Streptophyta; Magnoliopsida; Fabales; Fabaceae. The record is from RefSeq and is a predicted model, not a curated record.